AUGAACUACCAUAGGAUUGUUGGGCGGAAACUACAGAGCUUGUUAUCUGCCCGAGAGCCUCCGAUCUCAAUACUACAAGCGCCCACUGCGCGGCCGUUUUCAUACCAACGAUGCCUUUAUGACCAGAAACCACAUCUGCAAGAUGGUGAGAAUAAGGAGCGUAAAAGCGAUGGCGACGGUGCUAUGUCGAGGAGGCUGGCCGAAAUGACCGAAGAGGCCAUGACACAGGGCGGCAGUUCCGCACGGAACAAUCUCCAGCAAGAGACCGGAUUUUCAGAAGAGCUGAAGCAAAGACUCCAGGAGAGAAUCGCCGAAACUACAUUCAAAAAUGAAAAUGCAGCUGCAAUUGCCUAUGCGAACCUUCCGCAAAGCGCCGGGAAAGCAACGCGGGAUAUAGCUGGUGCGAUGCCGUGGACAGGCAACGAGAGCAUCCACGAUGCUACACUUCGUAUGCUGAAUGACGCGAGUAAACCCAUGCGUGUCCCAUUUCGGCCGCCACAGCCAGGAGGGCCAGUACCCACGGCUCCUAAGCCGAAACGAAGCCUCUCAUCUGGUGAGAGGUUGGCAGCUGCCCGCGAGCGGACGACGGAAUACACGUUGAAGCAGGAUUCAAGUAUCUCCAAAAAGGAACGAGAAUUAUUCCGUAAGGAACUGCAAGACCGUUUCGGUCCCGGCAUACACUCUUUCCCGGUCUCCAUUCAGGGCCUCAGCUCUCUGGCGAACGAACGGAUAGAAGAUGCAAUGGCGCGUGGCCAGUUUAACAAUAUCCCUCGCGGCAAAGGAAAAAAUACCAAACGUGAUCCCACUGCUGAUAGUCCGUACAUUGAUACCACUGAAUUCGUGAUGAACCGAAUCCUACAGAAACAAGAGGCUACGCCUGAAUGGAUACAAAAACAGCAUUCGAUGCAGUCGGAAGUCAAGCAGUUUCGAAGCCAGCUAAGAGAAAACUGGAGGAAUCAUGCUGUGCUAAUGAUUCGGGCUCAGGGUGGAACGCUAGAGGAGCAAGUUAGACGGGCACGCGGCUAUGCUACUGCGGAGUCGAAGCAUAACAAGUUAUUGCAGUCUCGUGUACAGCUGGCUAGCUCCGAUGAUGAUACCAAUACAGCUUCACCUGCGACUGCUGAAAUUCUAGAAGACGUCCCUUGCUUACGGGAUCCGCAGUAUAUGGCCACUGAGCGGGAGUAUCACGAAUUGAAAAUUAAGCGACUCAAUGAGUCUAUACGAUCUUAUAAUCUUCAGGCUCCCCAGGUCUCUCAAAGACCAUACCUCAACCUUCAGCGGGAGCUGGAUUCUUGCUACGCUGAUAUUGCCAUCAACCUUCCUGAGGAGAUAAGGGAGCGGGCAAAUAGAGGGUCGACAAACCCAGGGUCUUUUAGUGGCCAUCAAACGAGACUGGGAGGCUUUUCUUCAUCGUCUGGCUCUACCCAUGAAGCUCGGAUAUACGACGAGGACAGUUCAAAGGGCUACGGGUUCAAGCAAAUGUGGCGAGACCUGUGGAACUAA
Messenger RNA from Nannizzia gypsea CBS 118893, 1503 nucleotides. RefSeq lists its product as hypothetical. NCBI's taxonomy places the organism in Eukaryota, Fungi, Ascomycota, Eurotiomycetes, Onygenales, Arthrodermataceae. The transcript has 2 exons. Bases 1 to 1503 code for a protein of 500 amino acids. The record is from RefSeq and is a predicted model, not a curated record.